This is a messenger RNA of Capsicum annuum, 1562 nucleotides long. Its product is annotated as U-box domain-containing protein 7. Gene Ontology annotation, molecular function: protein binding. NCBI's taxonomy places the organism in Eukaryota, Viridiplantae, Streptophyta, Magnoliopsida, Solanales, Solanaceae. The coding region runs from base 291 to 1286 and encodes 331 amino acids. The transcript has 3 exons. The record is from RefSeq and is a predicted model, not a curated record. Gene Ontology annotation, cellular component: nucleus; cytoplasm.
AACAGGGGAUAAAGCUGACGACAGUUACUUCCAUAAGAGGGAAGUUAAAGAUUCAAGCUAAGGUAUUUCCACCUAAGGUAGUCAAGUAAAAAAGAAGAGCUAAAAUGGGAACGGAUUUCAGUUCCUUCUAAUCAAGAAGUAUAGAUCAAAAGAAGAAUCUUGAAAAAGCACACACAUUACAUACUCUUGAAGCAACCCAAUAUACUAGCCUUAUACAUAUACAAGGAGAGAAGCAAAAUAUUGAUAAACAAACAAGUGGUGACUAAAGGGGCAGAGGGGGUUUCCCAACCAUGGAAGAAAUGGUGGUGGAAGCUCUCCUCUUUGGUGAUAGACAAGCACAGCUCCUUGCUGCAACACAACUUCCUCAAUUUUCCAGCAAGCAAAGGCACAACAUCGCCGAAAAAGGCAUUGUUCCUCCAUUGGUUAUGAUGCUGAGUACUAAUGAUUAUGAAGUCAUUGAAGCUGCACUUUUUGCUCUGCUUAGUAUAGCAUUUCGUAGUGAAAGGAACAAGAAACUCAUAGCAAAAUCAGGGGCCAUAACAGUGUUAUUAGAUGUGCUUCAAUGCGAAAACAAAUUGUUAGUAGAGCUAGGAGUGGCAUUUCUCUUGACCCUCUCUUCUUGUGGUUCAAACAAGCUGGCAAUUGCUUCAUCUGGGGCUAUCCCACUUCUACUUGAAUUGUUAAAUUCACAAUCAUGCAACAGCAUGAGCUUACAGGCUAAUUUGGACAUCUUGUCAACACUUCACAAUCUUUCAACUUGCAAUCAGCUCAUCCCUUCCAUUGUUUCAUAUGGUGGGGUAGCUACCUUGCUUGUACUAAUAAACCUCACCUCAGAGUUGUUGAUAGAAAAAGCCGUGGCGUUGCUAGAGAAUCUUGUUUCUUCAUCAAGAAUUGCACUGGAGAAAGCAGCAGGAACAGGAGGAGCAAUCCAGUGUCUAGUGGAGGCCAUGGAGGAAGGUUCUAGACAAUGUAAAGAACAUGCAGUGGCUAUUCUGCUCCUAAUAUGCGAAAGCUGCAGAGAUAGAUACAGAGGAAUGAUCCUGAGGGAAGGAGCAAUGGCAGCACUGCUUCAGUUGAGCGUUCAUGGGACAAGGAGAGCGAGAGACAAGGCAAAAAGACUGCUUUUACUUCUAAGAGACUGUUCAAAUUGCGGCCACAUGACUAAGCAGCCGAAGAAUAUUAUGUUAUUGGAACAGAUUAUGAGACAGAUUGAGCAAGGAGUAGGAGAGCCAGAAGGGAUGUCAGUAGCUUUCUUGGAGGAAAUGAUUUCGAAACUUAGAACAUGACAUUUUCAUAUGAUAGAUGUUCAAGUGGUCCGGCCCUUCCCGGGACUUCGUGCAUAGCAAAAAAUGUAGUGCACCAAGCUGCCCUCUUUAGGUGUUCAAGUUGUGUUGAUAGUAGCCGUCCAAUUCUUUUUCACUCUGGAUUUUGGAAAGGGGUACAUGAUCAAUCUUGUAUGAUACUAUAAUAUCUGCACAUACACUUAGUUUUUAGGUAGUUUUUUGGUAGGACAUCAUUUUAUCCUACACUACAGUAUGGCAAGGGAAUGUCCAUUUCCUAUC